Acipenser ruthenus (sterlet) is the source of this 15005-nucleotide messenger RNA. RefSeq names its product basement membrane-specific heparan sulfate proteoglycan core protein. NCBI's taxonomy places the organism in Eukaryota, Metazoa, Chordata, Actinopteri, Acipenseriformes, Acipenseridae. Gene Ontology annotation, molecular function: protein binding; calcium ion binding. Bases 368 to 11758 code for a protein of 3796 amino acids. The transcript is spliced from 84 exons. The record is from RefSeq and is a predicted model, not a curated record.
GCCAAUCCGUUCCUGGAAGUAAUCCACUCCUCAUUUUACCAUAGACCAGCAUGCUCCGGCUGGCAUCAGAACCUGGAUUUAGACUCUCAGCUCGUGCUGUUGCGGUGCAGGAGAGAGAGAGAGAGAGAGUUGGGUAGAAAAAGAAAGGAGUUUGAAAGAGAGAAAAAAGUUUUUUCAAAACUUUUUUUUUUGCCGGGUUGCAAGAUUGUGUCCGUUUGUUGCGGUCACCAGCGCGUCUGGAUGAGGGAGAAGUGAACAUACAGCACGGGAGACAGAUCAAUAAUUAUAAAAAAAGAAAGAAAGUUUGCCGAAAACCACAGAAGCGAAGGACUUUGAUUUUUUCCAGCGUGUGUGAAGGCUGGUCAAAAUGGGGACGAGGAGCGUUUUAGAGGGUCUUUCUGGACUUCUUAUCUCCCUAAUAUUAAUAUCGCAAAUUAUAUACGCGGCCCAUGGAUCAAAGGUCUGGGGAGAGGUAGCGGUACCCGAGGACAUGGAGUCCCAUGCAGGCGGCAGACGGUGGGAGAAAUAUUUGGUCGAAUCAGACGAUGAGGACUUUGCUGCAGAUGAAGCUUCCGGAGAUCUUGGCAGCGGUGAGGAUGGAAGCGCUACUGAACCCACUCCUGUCUCCACAUCAAUGCCAGCAACAAUAUACUACAGAGCCCUUGUGAACUUCACCAAAUCGCUACGCUACGGACCGCAGCUGGAAGACAUUUACUCUGAAGAGUUUCAGGAUAUAUCGGACGCUGUCGUUGAUACGCUUGAAUCUGAAUAUAGUAAGAUUCCCGGAAAUCAGGAUGUCAGCGUGGUGCUAAUCAAGCUGAUCGAUGGGUAUGAGUUUGUUGAGCUGGAUGUGGGAUCGGAUUUCAACACCAACGAUGCGAUGAUCCGCAGCGUGCUCUACUCUGUCGUUGAAGAGGGGUCCAUCGGCUCCUAUAGCACUUCCGUGGAGGGCUUUCAGUUCAGACGUCUCGGAGUAGUGAUCCCAAGACCCCGUCAGUGUAUGUCGGAUGAGUUCGCCUGCGGGGAUGGCGAGUGUAUCCUUCUGGAAUAUCGCUGUGACAACCGAGCAGAUUGCCGGGACAUGUCGGACGAGACUGGCUGUGAUUUACAAACACUUGCACCCCCAGUCAGAACCGCACCCCCAGUUAUCCCCACGACAACUGUGCGGCCAGUGAUCACCCCUCGGCCCCUGCCUCCUCACACCACGCCGAGAAACGGUAUCCAUGGUCUCCCUGGUCCCGUGAAACCCACCCCCAGAAGGCCCUGUCGAGUGGAUGAAGCCGUGUGCCAGAGUGGUCAGUGCAUCCUCCGAGACUACCUCUGUGAUGGGGAGAGGGACUGUGGAGACGGGAGCGACGAGCUCAACUGUGGCACUCCAUCCCCCUGCGAGCCCAAUGAGUUUAAGUGUCGCAAUGGCAGGUGUGCCCUGAAGCUGUGGCGAUGUGACGGGGACAAUGACUGUGGAGACAACUCUGAUGAGGAGUACUGCCCCACCAAGGGUCCAGGUGACACUUGCGCCCCAGAUCAGUUCAUCUGCGUUACCGAUCGAGUCUGUAUCCCAGCCAGCUACCAAUGUGACGAGGAGGCGGACUGCUCAGACAGGUCCGAUGAGUAUGGAUGCACCCCUCCUCAGGUGACUAGCCCCCCUGAAGAGACCAUCACUGCAGCCCGUGGUGAGACGGUGACCUUUUCCUGUUCAGCAGUUGGAGUCCCCACCCCCAUUAUCACCUGGAGGCUCAACUGGGGGCACAUUCCUGCCAGUGCCAGAAUUACAAUGAGCAGUAAGAAUGGACAAGGAACUCUGGUGAUUCGUGACGUGAAGGAUGCUGACCAGGGGGCCUAUACGUGUGAGGCUAUCAAUGCCAAGGGGAUGGUGUUUGGGAUUCCUGACGGAGUGCUUAUGAUCGAGCAAGGCCCCUGUCCCGGUGGUCACUUCAGCAUCGAGUCCAACUCUCGCUGCGUCUCUUGCUUCUGCUUUGGCAUCACCAAGAGUUGCCAGAGCACCCGUCGCUAUAGAAACCAAAUCCGGCUGCGCUUCACUGAGGAAGAUGACUUUAAAGGGGUCAAUGUUUCUCUGCCCUCUAAGCCUGUGAGCCCACCCCUGACCAGCUCUCAAAUCCUUAUCAACCCAGAGAUGGAGGAGUUCCAGUUGUUAGACCUGUCCAGGCGUUUCCUUAAUCUUGAGUCCUUCUGGACUCUGCCUAACCAGUUCCUGGGAAACAAGAUCGACUCUUACGGUGGGACUCUGAAAUACAAGGUGCGUUACACACUGGCCAGGGGGCAGACCGAACCAGAGGACAGGCCGGACGUGGUGAUCGUGGGCAACGGGCAGAAGCUCAUCUACCGUAGGAGGAAACCCACCCCACCCAACGUGGUGAACCAGCAGGAGAUCCAGUUCACUGAGGAAAACUGGGAGCACGAAUCCGGAGCCCCUGUAUCCCGUGGGGACCUCAUGAUGACGCUGGUGAACCUCGAAGGCAUUAACAUCCGCACCGUGUACGACAACAAGAUGGUGAGCGUGGGCCUGAGCGACAUCGUCAUGGAUACCACCACAGUGGAGUACACCAACCAGGGCCCGGCCCUGUCUGUGGAGGAGUGCAGAUGCCCCCCUGGUUACACGGGCCUGUCCUGUGAGAGCUGUGCUGCAGAUUUCGAGCGUGUUUCAGGCGGUGCUUUCCUGGGCUCCUGCGCAGGCUGCAACUGUAACGGACACGCCAGCACCUGUGACCCAGUUGGUGGACGCUGCCUGAGCUGCCAGCAUAACACAGAGGGCCCUCAGUGUGAUAAGUGUCGGCCAGGCUUCUUUGGAGACCCUACGAGAGGCCGUCCGGACGACUGCAAGCCCUGCCCCUGUCCGUACACUGAAACAACACGCCGGUUUUCUGCAACUUGUUUCCUGGAUACUGAUGGACUAGCAACUUGCGAUGCCUGUUACCCAGGCUACACUGGGCGUCGCUGUGAAAAGUGUACUGCUGGUUAUGAUGGCAACCCACUGCAACCAGGAGGCAAAUGUAUUCCUUCAAAUAGCAUUUCCAAGUGUGAUAACAGGGGUACUGUGUCACCAACAAGCAGACACUGUCUCUGUAAGCCCAAUGUUGUCGGUACCCUGUGUGACGAAUGCAAGACUGGCUUCUUCCAUCUGAAGCAGGAUAACCCUGACGGAUGCCUCCAGUGUUUCUGUAUGGGAGUCACCAAGCAGUGUGCCAGUUCCUCCUGGAACAGAGAGCAGGUGCGUGCCGCUGACAACGGGCAGGAGUUCACCCUGUCCAACUCGGCUAACACCAGGACCAUCAGCGAAGGCAUCAUUCUCCAAAGCUCUUCAGAGCUGACUUUCAGAUCCUUCUCAGAACACCCCACUGACGUGUACUACUGGGUCCUCCCAGAACGCUUCAGAGGAGACAAGGUUACUUCUUAUGGAGGGGAGCUCCAGUACACUGUGCUGUAUAACCCCAGGCCUGGCUCCCCCACAGUCCAUGGCAAGCCCGACAUCACCCUGCAAGGAAAUGGCAUCUUCCUGGAACACUUCUCUGACAUCACCCCCAUUCCCGGGGUCCCAACCACCAUCACUGUGCCCUUCAGAGAGUCUGCGUGGCGACGUGCCGACGGCCAGCCCAGUACCCGUGAGCAUCUCCUAAUGGCUCUGGCAGACACCAGCCUCUUCAUGAUCAGGGCCACGUAUGCUGACCAAAUGACCGAAUCCAGUAUUUCAAAUAUCCAUAUGGACAUUGCCGUGCCCUACCCCACUGGGCAGGAGACAGCAGCAGAGGUGGAGUAUUGUGCCUGCCCGCCUGGCUACCGUGGACCCUCCUGCCAGGACUGUGACGUUGGGUACGUGCGCACAGGAAGUGGUCUCUAUCUGGGUACUUGCGAGAGGUGUAACUGUAACGGACAUUCCAGCGAGUGUGACUUGGAGACUGGAGAGUGCCAGCAAUGUCAACACAACACAGCUGGGCCUCACUGUGAGAUCUGUAAACCUGGUUUCUAUGGCGACCCCAAAGAUGGAUCCCCUGAAGCCUGCAGGCCUUGUCCAUGUCCUGGGACCUCCCCCUCAACACAGUUCUCUUUGACCUGCUUUUUGGAUACAGAUGGCCAGCCAACCUGUGACAACUGCCCAGCCAGCUAUGCUGGUCGACGCUGCGAAAGGUGUGCUGCAGGGUACUCUGGGAAUCCACUCCUGGGACGGCCGUGCAGCAGGAACGGGAAUAACAACGGGAAUGAUUGCCGUUGUGACCCCAGAGGAAGUGCUAGCGACAGAUGUGAUGCCAAUGGUCAAUGCCUCUGCAAGAUGCACACAGAGGGCCCUACUUGCAGUAGCUGCAAACUUGGGCACUUCCACCUGAGUACUGCUGUGCGGGAGGGCUGCCUACCCUGCUUCUGUAUGGGAGUGACUCAGCAGUGUAUCAGCUCCUCUUACUACAGAGACCUGAUUUCCACCUCGUUUUCUCCCGGAAACUUCCAGAACUUUGUCCUGGUGAACCGGCAACGCAGCACACGCAUCGUUACUGGAUUCUCAGUGGAAAUCGCCACUGACGGUACUCAGCUGUCAUACAGCCGCUUCGGACAGCUGGGCCAGGAGGCAUUGUAUUGGCAACUUCCAGAGAAUCUCCAGGGAGACAAGAUUGGAUCCUACGGUGGCCGCCUCCGAUACACUCUCUCCUACAACGCUGGGGUCAGGGGAUCUCCAGUCCCGGAUGCCGAUGUGCAGAUCAUUGGUAAUGACAUCACUCUGGUGUCCUACCACCCUGAACAGCUGAGGCCCCGGGAGAGGAAGACCUUUGAAGUCAUUUUCAGUGAGCAAUACUGGAAGCGUCCGGACGGAAUGCAGGCGACCCGUGAACACCUGAUGAUGGUCCUGGCUGACCUGGAUGAGAUCCUGGUCCGAGCCUCCUACUCCACUGACAUGCUCUCCACCAGCAUCUCGGGGGUCAGCAUGGAGGUGGCCGUGCCCACUCCCACCAGCUUGCCCCAGGCCCUGGAAGUGGAGCAGUGUGGCUGCCCGCCUGGCUACCAGGGGCUGUCCUGCCAGGAUUGUGCUCCGGGCUACACCAGGACUGGAGGAGGCCUGUACCUGGGACACUGUGAGCUCUGUGAUUGCAAUGGACACUCUGACUCCUGCCACCCAGAGACCGGUGUUUGUACGAGCUGUCUGCACAACACAUUUGGGCAGAUGUGUGAACAGUGCGCUUCUGGUUUCUAUGGCGACCCGACAGCCGGGACUCCAGAGGACUGCCAGCGUUGUGCGUGCCCGCUGCCGGAUCCAGAGAGCCAGUUCUCCCCUACCUGUGAGAGUCAGGGGUCUGGGUACAGAUGCACUGCCUGUCAGCCUGGCUACACUGGGCAGUACUGUGAACGAUGCGCUACUGGGUACGUGGGUAAACCUCUCGAAGGGACAAAGUGUCGCCCAUUCAACCCCUCGCCCCUGGAAGUCCAGGUGUAUCCGGAGAGGACAGUCGUCUCCCAAGACAGUGAUGUCACCCUGCGAUGCCAGGUCACUGGAACUCCGCCCCAUUACUUCUAUUGGACGAGAACAGAUGGGCGUGCCUUGCCAAGCAGCGCUCACACACAGCGAGACGGUAAAGAGCUGCAUUUCUCCCGUAUUCAGCCUAAUGAUGCCGGGGUCUACGUCUGUACCUGUAGGGAUCUGCGCAAUGCCAACACCAGCCGAGCUGAGAUCAUAGUGACUGCUGCUCCCUCCAAAGCCAUUGAAGUGACAGUAGAGGAACCCAAAGAGCAGAGUGUGAGCCCUGGGUCUACUGUCAGCUUCAUCUGCACUGCUCGGAGCAAGUCUCCAGCUUAUACUCUGGUCUGGACCCGACAGAACAAUGGCAAGCUUCCGGACCGGGCUAUGGACUUCAACGGCAUCUUGACCAUCCACAAUGUACAGCCAGAGGAUGCAGGCCUCUAUGUGUGCACAGGCUCCAACAUGUUUGACAUGGACGAGGGCACUGCACUCCUCUAUGUAGCAGCUGCCUCACAGACACGGAUGUUUUACCAAGCCUAUGAAAUGUUAGAAGGGCAUAGAGCGCCUGUCGCAGGGGUCCAGCCCGUUGCGACCAUCACCCCCCCAGUCCUGACCGUCCAGCAGGGCCAGCGCGCAGAGUUCCGCUGUACAGUCACUGGAAACCCUCCUCCUGCAAUCGAGUGGUUUGGAGGCCAGGGCAACAGGAUCUCUCCCAAUGCAAUAAUCCAAGGAGGUGUCCUUCAGAUCCCCACAGUAGAGCGCUCAGACGAGGCAGAGUACAUCUGCAGAGCACUCAACAUCCACGGAGAGCACUCGGCCAGGGCUGUACUAUACGUGCACAGUGCCAGUUUACCCCACGUCCAGGUGAGCCCCCAGCGCAUAGAGGUCAGCGAGGGGGAGCCAGUGAGACUGUACUGCCGGGCCGGAGGAACCCCCAGCCCAGCUCUGACCUGGAAGAAGCUGGAUGGAGAGCUGCCCCAACAGGCUCGCACGGAAAGGACCGACAUAGGAACCCUGGUGAUCCCCUCCGCUAAAGCCUCCGAUGCUGGGGUAUAUCUGUGUGUCGGCACCAACAGCAUUGGGUCUUCUGAAGGGCGAAUUGAAGUCUCUGUCCAUAGUGUUGCUAUUGCUCCAUUCUCAGUCACAAUCCAGCCAUCCCCAGCUUCAGUGCAAGAGGGCAAGUCGCUAGACUUGAAUUGCAUUGUCAGAGGAGCUCCAGCACCCAGCAUCACCUGGCACAGGUCAGGAGGACCCCUCGCCUCCAAUCACCAGGUGAUAGGCCCGCAGUUACGGAUCCUCCAGGCUACGUCUUCAGAUUCCGGGGAGUACAUCUGCCGGGCCAGCAGCAUUGCCGGAGUCCAGCAAGCCACUGUCUCUGUGUCCAUCACAGACACCUCGUCCCGUCAGCAGUCCCCCAUCAUCUCCAUUGAACCUCACAGUGCUUCAGUCAUUCAAGGACAGUCUGCCAGUUUCAGGUGCCGGGUCUACAGCGGGGCUCAGCCAAUCAGAAUCGAGUGGAAGAUGGCAAACAACCAACCACUGCUGGACAAUGUGAAGAUGACUCAAGAUGGCUCCGUGAUCACAAUCAGCAACACUCACCAUGGCAACCAGGGUGCUUACCGCUGUGUGGCCAGCAACCCCUUUGGAAUAACACACAGCAUCGUCUCCUUGCUGGUGCAAGCCCCCCCCACUGUGUCGGUGACCCCCCAGGGCCCUGUCCGGGUGAAAGUGGGCGAGCCCAUCAACCUGGAGUGCCUUGGCAUGGGCGAGCCUCGCCCGGCAGUGAGCUGGCGCAGAGUGGACAGCGCACAGAGAGUGGUUCUGCAGAGCCCUGUGCCAAUGGACAGCAAUGCAGUGAUGCAGGUUCUAGCAGCCCGUCCAGAAGAUGCAGGUACCUACACCUGUGUGGCAAGGAACCCAGUGGGCUCUGCUCAGAAGCAGGUGGAGGUGGUUGUGGAGGGUGGGUCUGUGGUCCCCACCAUCCCCAAGGUGUCUGUCGCAGAGCCCAUGGUAAUCGCAGUGGAGCGAGGGACCGCCACACUGCGCUGCACAGCCACUGGUUACCCAAUCCCGACUAUCACAUGGUCCAAACUGCGAGCCCCGUUGCCUUGGCAGCACAAAGUGGUCAACAACAGCCUUGUCAUCCCGAAUCUGGGCCGGCAGGACUCGGGACAGUACAUCUGCAAUGCCACUAACGCUGCUGGUACCUCCGAAAUAACCAUCAUGCUGGACGUGGAGAGCCCCCCUUACGCCACAUUUCUCCCCAACGAUCUCACUGUGAGGGUGGGCGAGGUGAUCAGGCUGCAGUGCCUGGCCCACGGGACCCACCCUCUCCAGUACCAGUGGUCCAAGGUGAACGGCACCCUCCCCACCAGGGCAGAGGUACAGGAAGGAACCCUCCAGAUCAACCUGGCCACUGCAGCAGACUCGGGAACCUAUAAGUGUGUGGUCAAAAACAAUGUGGGCACCAGCGAUACCCUGGCCAAAGUGAAUGUUAGACCCCCCCCUACUGUGUUGGUAGCCCCCCCCACUGUGUCGGUGACCCCCCAGGGCCCUGUCCGGGUGAAAGUGGGCGAGCCCAUCAACCUGGAGUGCCUUGGCAUGGGCGAGCCUCGCCCGGCAGUGAGCUGGCGCAGAGUGGACAGCGCACAGAGAGUGGUUCUGCAGAGCCCUGUGCCAAUGGACAGCAAUGCAGUGAUGCAGGUUCUAGCAGCCCGUCCAGAAGAUGCAGGUACCUACACCUGUGUGGCAAGGAACCCAGUGGGCUCUGCUCAGAAGCAGGUGGAGGUGGUUGUGGAGGGUGGGUCUGUGGUCCCCACCAUCCCCAAGGUGUCUGUCGCAGAGCCCAUGGUAAUCGCAGUGGAGCGAGGGACCGCCACACUGCGCUGCACAGCCACUGGUUACCCAAUCCCGACUAUCACAUGGUCCAAACUGCGAGCCCCGUUGCCUUGGCAGCACAAAGUGGUCAACAACAGCCUUGUCAUCCCGAAUCUGGGCCGGCAGGACUCGGGACAGUACAUCUGCAAUGCCACUAACGCCGCUGGUAUCUCAGAAAUAACCAUCAUGCUGGACGUGGAGAGCCCCCCUUAUGCCACAUUUCUCCCCGACAAUCUCACUGUGAGGGUGGGCGAGGUGAUCAGGCUGCAGUGCCUGGCCCACGGGACCCACCCUCUCCAGUACCAGUGGUCCAAGGUGAACGGCACCCUCCCCACCAGGGCAGAGGUACAGGAAGGAACCCUCCAGAUCAACCUGGCCACUGCAGCAGACUCGGGAACCUAUAAGUGUGUGGUCAAAAACAAUGUGGGCACCAGCGAUAGCCUGGCCAAAGUGAAUGUUAGAUCUCCCCUGUCAGUACGGGUGUCCCCACAGAUUGAGGUGAAGGGGCGUGGCAGCACUGUGGAAUUCACCUGCUCGGCCACAGGUGGCGCCAAAACCAGGAUUGAGUGGCUGAAGGAGGGCGGCAGUCUCCCGCCAAAUCACCACGUCGACAACGGAGUGCUGAGGAUUGAGAACCUGGAGCAGGAUAAUGAAGGUGUCUAUGUCUGCAGAGCCACCAAUAUGUUUGGCCAGGCCCAGGACAGCGGCAAGCUUACCAUACAAGCUCUUCCGAAGGUGAUGAUCAACGUGCGGACCUCAGUUCAGACUGUCAUGUUGGGGAACCAGGUGGAGUUUGAGUGCCAGGCCAUCGGGGAUCCCCAGCCCACUGUCACCUGGAGCAAGGUGAACGGGAGACUGCCCUCCCACAUCAUCGUCCAAGGGGGGAUGCUGAAGAUCGAGCAGGUCAAGGAGGCCGACGCAGGACACUACCGCUGCACCGCCACCAACGCGGUGGGCUCGGUCCAGUCAGAGGUCGUCCUCAAUGUUCAGUCCAUUCCUCAGAUUGCUGCACAGCCUAAAGUGAAGGAGGUCACUGUGGGGUCAACUGCAGUCUUCCCAUGCAUGGCUUCAGGAUACCCAGCUCCAGAUAUCAAAUGGACAAAGAUGGAAGGAAACCUCCCACAGAGUGCCCGAGUGGAAGACCAUGUUCUGACAAUCCCAUCGGUGACCCCAGAGCAUUCAGGGACCUACAUCUGCACAGCCUCCAACAAACAAGGCAAAGUGCAGGCCUUCUCCGUGCUCACAGUAAGAGAACGCGUGGUGCCAUAUUUUACCCAGACGCCUCUGUCAUACCUCACACUGCCCACCAUUAAGAAUGCGUACAAGACUUUCAACAUCAAAAUAACCUUCAGACCAGACACAGCUGAUGGUAUGAUCAUCUAUAAUGGGCAGAAAAAGACGACUGGAGCAGACUUCAUUUCCUUUGGGCUUGUGGGCGGCCGGCCUGAAUUCAGGUUUGAUGUGGGCUCAGGCAUGGCUACAAUCCGCUACCCAACUUCCAUUAAACUGGGAGAGUUCCACACAGUGGUGCUGUACCGCAAUCAGACCCAGGGAGCUAUUGUAGUGGACGAUCAUGCUCCCGUCAACGGCAGCUCUCAGGGUAAAUUCCAAGGCCUCGAUCUGAACGAGGAGCUCCAUGUGGGUGGCUACCCCGACUUUGCUGUCAUUUCUAAAACCACAGGAAUCAAAAGUGGAUUUGUUGGUUGUAUCCGGCAGCUGAUCAUCCAGGGUGAUGAGGUGAUCUUCAAAGACCUGGACCAGAGCUCCACAGGCAUCUCCGACUGCCCUACCUGCACAGAUCAGCCAUGCCAGAACGGAGGUGUAUGUGAGGACUCGGAGACCAGCAGCUACAUCUGUGACUGUCCCAUAGGAUUCACUGGAAGCAACUGUGAACAUUACUCAGCAUUGCACUGCCACCCAGAGGCCUGCGGACCAGAUGCCACCUGCAUCAACAGGCACAAUGGACUGGGCUACGAUUGCAGGUGCCAUCUGGGCAAGUCAGGAGACAAGUGUAUGGAGGGUAUCUUGGUGACUUCGCCCUCCUUUAACGGAGAAGACUCUUAUGUCUCUUAUCCUCCCAUGACCAUCGUUCACAAUGACCUGCGAAUGGACCUGGAGUUCAAACCCCUCGACUCCGACGGGCUCCUGUUCUUCAGCGGGGGAAAGAAGAUGAAGGUGGAGGACUUUGUCUCCUUGGCCAUGGUGGACGGGCACGUGGAGUUCCGCUUCGAGCUGGGAACAGGCAUGGCUGUGCUGCGCAGUCCCGAGCCGGUAGCACUGGGCAGGUGGCAUCGCAUCAUGGCUGAACGUAGCAGCAAAGAUGGCACUCUGCUAGUGGACCACCAGAAAGAGAUCAAGAGGUCGUCCCCGGGGAAAGCUCAGGGUCUGAACAUCCACACCCCAAUGUACCUGGGUGGGGUCCCCAACAUGGCAAUCCUGCCCGAACCUGCCAACAUCAGCCGUCUCUUCCAUGGGUGCAUUGGAGAGCUGUCCAUCAACGGGAAGAAGGUGGACAUCUCGUACAGCUUCACAGACAGCAGGAACAUUGCGCAGUGCUAUGACGAGAGCCCCUGUGACCGCAUGCCCUGUCUCCAUGGUGGCUCAUGCCUGCUCACAGGAGAAUUCGAGUACCAGUGCAUCUGCCGGGAUGGAUAUAAAGGGGAUCGCUGUGAGAUCUUCAAGGACAUGUGUCUGUCAGGAAAUCCAUGCAAGAAUGGAGGGAGCUGCAGCAAAAACCAGUGUCUGUGUCUGCUGGGAUUUACUGGGCAGCUCUGUGAAAAAGGACUGACUGACACGGAGCCUGAGUGGCAUGCAGAGGGUAGCGGGGGGAAUGAUUCUCCCAUUCAGUACUCUGCGUAUUUCCAUGAUGAUGGCUACAUGGCCUUACCCAAGCCAAUGUUCCCAAGAAGCUCACCGGAGGCUCCUGAAACCAUUGUGCUGGAGGCUCGCACCACAUCAGCGGAUGGGCUGAUACUGUGGCAGGGAGUGGAGCUGGGAGAAGAUGGAAAAAGCAAGGACUUUGUGAGCCUGGGUUUACAAGAUGGACAUCUGGUCUUCAGCUACCAGCUGGGCAGUGGUGAAGCUAUCAUCGUGUCAGAAGAUCCGAUUAAUGAUGGAGACUGGCACAAGAUAACUGCAGUGCGGGCUGGGAGAGUGGGCUCCAUCCAAAUCGAUGGAGACGACAUUGUGAGAGGAGAGUCGGGAGGAACCAAGGUCAUGGUCAACACCCAAGGCAACAUCUACCUAGGUGGGGCUCCAGAUAUCUUCACGCUCACGGGAGGGAAAUUCUCCUCUGGUGUCACAGGUUGCAUAAGGAACGUCGUGUUAAUGAACGCCAGACCAGGAGACCAGCCGCAGCAGCCCAUUGAUCUUCAGGUUCACGCUGAGGAGGGUGUUCACGUGGAAAAGUGCCCUUCAUAGGUCAUUUACAAAGACAAAACAGAGACUUUGGAGGAAGAAAAACACACGCAUAUACAAAAAAAAAAAAAAAAUGGUGCUUUGCUGCUACCAAAAAAACAAAAGGAUUGUCUUGUCUUCUGUUAUAUGAAUACCAAAAAAAAAAAUGAACAAGAAGUCUUUAUGAAGUCCACUUCAGUGUUGUUUUUUGAAUGAAGGAUUAUAACAAACCCACAAUCCAGGUCGGGUUACAUAUUACCAGCAGUAGCCAUAAGGGAGCAUCGCUGUAGCCCUUUGACAAUCCUACGGAGUUUGAUAUGUUUUUACAGCACUGGUUUUAUUCAUUUCUUUUUUUGAAUAUUAAGGGGGGGGGAACAAACUAAGCCUGUCCUGCUAUUUUAAUUUCUAGAGCCUGGGUUCUCAUACAGUGUCGUAUGGCUUUGUGGCCUAGCUGUGUUAAUACUUGAAGACGUUUAGGCCUUCUAGUCAUUAAUUUCUCUCUUCUUUUUUAUUAUUUUUAUUUGUUUUGUCCUGCGAACCACUUGGUGAGAGUUCUCAGAGCCUUAACUCAAGGAAGGGUAGCCAAAGACACCAUGCAACAAUAUUGCCUACGCCUGGACAAAAUAAGGAGAUUGCGCUCGGCAUUUAUUUUCAGUUCUCCUCAUGUAAUUGACUGUUACAUUUUGAGCCACUGUUACAACUGUAAAAUAAAAACAGUUUGGAUCAUGACAAUACCUAAUACAAUGGUGCUAAUUUUAGGGAAUUUAAUCCCAAAACAAUUUUUAAAAAAUGUAUUUCCUUUUGGUUGCCACAGCAACCCUGGAAAUUCCAUACUUCAGGCAAUUUUAUAAUACAAUAUAGGUCACCAAAACCAGAUAGUUGGGUUUACUUUUCCAUCCCAUCUCUGGGAUAUUAUUUUUGUGCGAGAGCAAUAAUGCUCAUUAAUUUAAACCGCCAGCCGAUUCCGAAAAGUUUUUUUUUAAUUUUAUUUAAGUUCAUCGCAAACAAGUUUCUCUCGUUGUGUCCUGUAGAAUUUCCGUUGAAGACCUCAGGAGAGCCUCAUAAAACUGCCUCACAGGGACACCGUCCCAUUUCAGGUCCACAUAAUGGUUUAGUUUAGGAAGAAUAUUAGUUUUUAGCACUUGUCAUGUUGAAAUGGCAGCUGGAUACAAAAGUCAAGCAAGAAUGUGUUAUUUAGAAAGCAGUAGAAUUGCAAAUCCGACCGAGUUAUUGCUGAGUUUGUGUUUGAUAAUGGAACUCCUUCUCUGGUCUUGCCUGGGCAUACUUGCCAUGGAUGGUUGACUCUGUUACUGUUAUGGCAGGGCUUCACAAACGUGUCACUUUUAUAUAUGUUAGGAUAUUGCAUUUUAAACUGGCACUGUCAUUGCAUCUAACAUUGCUUUUCGUUGUAAAGCUUACAAUAGCCUCACCUCUGUAACAAUACACAAUGCUCCUUUUUCAAUCAGUGCUUUUAAAAACUUCAAAAGCAAUUAAAACCUGAAUCAAAUUCAAACGUUCCCAGUGAAUUCAGGAUUUUCAAAGAAGAUUGGGAUUAAAAUGGUGAUUUAAAAGUGAGAGAAAAUGGGGCAUUGCAGCUUUCAAAUAACCUGUUUUGUUUCUUUUACAUUAUUUAAUGAUUUAAUGUACAUGUGUUCAAGAUUGUCGGAAGGCAUGUUUUAUAGAUAGAGGCCUGCUUUCUGGUUCCAAGCUGAUAACAUCUGAUGGUGGGACCGAUGUCUGUGUUAUUCUGUCUAUUGGUUUACAUGCCACAUAAAAUCCUUUUCAAAUCCCAAAGGCUAAACAACCAAAUUCAGAAGUCUUUUCCUAUUUACUGUGUUAUGAGAUUUGGGUCAUCUGAUUUCUUCUAAUCCAUUAUCUAAUGUUACAACAUUACACAUGUCAAAACUGCCAGAAGCACAAUUGUAUGUGACAAGUGAACAAAAAAAUAGUAGCAAACACAACAACGAACAUUUCAAAAAAAGAGCAAGCAAUCAGAUCUUGAAUUCCAUUUGCCACGUACACGCUGUAUUCCGAACGUUCAUGGACAGAGGUUUCAACUCAAGGCAUUUUCUUGAUUAAUAAAUAGUUAGUAAUAAAGAGAACUAUGUUUGAAACAUGCCUAUGUAUUUUAAAUGUGAACAAAACACAGCAUCAGUGUGAACUAGUGUACACGUUUUAAUUCAGAACACCACAAAAGGGAAAUAUCUUAUUGAACAAGGAGAGUCAUGAGAGACUUGAUGUAGGUGCCUAAUCUUCAGCUGUCUGAGACAUGAGUCCACUAUAUGCCGUCUCCAUUUAAAUGGACACAAUAUUAGCUCAACUAUUAAGUGACAUGGUGUAAAUUACAUUAUAUGAGGUCUCACUGGGUUUUUAAUACAGUAGAAAAAGGUUUAUGUGAGCGUAAAUGUGGAUAUGGCCAAGGAGGCAAUGAAUCAAUAUUUAAAUGAAUUGCUUUUAAGUAUAAGGAUUGGAUAUUAUUUUUAUGCUUUCAAAAGUAGUAGAGUACACUGCAGAGACAUUUUUGAUGGAAACUAGGAACUGGUGUCCUUAAGUUUUAGUUUUAUACAACAGGAUCUGUUUUUAUUUUGCAUGCAUUAGUACAAAGUUUGGGGGCAAAUGUUACAGUAGUGGAAAUGGAAGAACUAUUGGGCAGUUUUGUGGUUGAGAGUUUUUGGUCUGUUCACUAGAAUUUGGGCAAUUGUCUUUUAAUUGCUGUAACCCAGAAAAAGUGUAAAAUCUGUGACCCUUGCCUUUUAAAUGUUGUUGGAUAUGAAUUUAGUUUUAUUCACCCUAGUUGCAGCUUUAAUACUACUGAAUUUCAUCAUGUUUUUUAGCUAACAUCUAUAGUUUUUAAAUUUUUUUUGUUUGUUAAAAUGGCUUAAAUACUUGUGCUACUCCAUUCAGACAUGUUUAUCUUUGCUUUCAUUAAACUUCUCCAACCGACACAGAAAGAGUUAUUAAAACACGCUUCUGUUUUUUGUUUGUUCUUUGUCGAAUUGCACAGUAGUUUUGGUUCAAUGUGAUUUAAUAACAACCAUGUGAGAGCUUUAACAUGUUUAUCAAUAUUGUGUUGUUUUCAAAGCUAUAAUGUAUUAUGUACUUGUCUAUUAUUGAAUUUAAUCAUUUUUGUUAACUAUUUUUGGAUUAUUCUUUCCCCUUAAACACCCAAUUACAACCCCUUUAAACUGUAUGUAAAGGAUAAUCAGGAGCAUGCCUGCUCUCUAUUAAAAUCACACCACGGGAAGCAAUAUACUUCUGUGUUUAUAUAUGA